UGGUGCGCAGCUUCGAGGACCGAGUUCACGUAGACCACCACCACUUCUACUUCGACAUCAGCGCCAUGGAAAGGGGCGAGCAGAUGCUCAAAGCCGAGUUCAGGGUCUUCAAGCUUAAGAGGGCAGCACAUCGGUCCAGAAGGUCCGACACGCCACACUUCUGCAAAGUGGAAGUGUAUGAGCUCUUAGAGGGUGAAAAUAAGCCACAGAAAAAGCAUCUCAUUGCAUCAAGAUUAUUGUCCCUCUACACGGAAGGCUGGGAAGUCUUCAACGUCACACAGACAGUUUCCAAAUGGGUUGGAAACAGCAGCUCCAACCAUGGCUUUUGGAUAACUGCGACACAUGUUUCCAGCAAUGGAAUGAAACACGACGUGGUUACGUUUGCCAAGAGCCAGAGCACUUUGCAGGAAAGCAGAAAUGCUCUCCUUGUUCUCUUCACCAACAGUAACAAACGGAGGUCUCACAGCUUCGUACCCUCUGCUACAAAAUCAGAAGCAAACCACCCUGCCAAAUCUUCACAUGUUCCUGAUGACACUGCUGUCAUGGAAAGCAGCAGUGCCAGCCUGAGCAGAAGACCCCGAGCUGCUGCAGCCCCUGCAGCCAGGAGUCCCUUGGCAGGAUGUCACAGAAGGGAGCUCUAUGUGGACUUCCGUGCCAUUGGCUGGUCAGGGUGGAUUAUUCACCCAAGUGGAUACAAUGCAUUUUACUGCAGAGGAUCCUGCAUCUUCCCUUUGGGGGAAAGUCUAAAUGCAACAAACCAUGCCACAGUUCAGUCCAUUGUUUAUACACUGAAAUUGUCUCAGGAUGUCAGCAUGCCCUGCUGUGUGCCAGAUGAAUUGAAGUCCCUCAAUCUUCUCUACUUUGAUGACAAACAGAAUGUUGUUCUUAAAAAUUAUAAAGACAUGGUGGCAACAAGGUGUGGUUGUCAUUAACAAGACUUCUUUUUUCUCUGCAUGUGUGUGCACCUGGAUUCAGUUUCCCAAUUAUCACUGAAGAUACUAAAGGAGAUGGCAUUUCAGUUUACAGGGCAGGAGAGACAGAAACUGGACUGUGCUUCAAAUCCUUCUCCUCUCACCAUGGCUGUGGAAAGGUGGCUGGCUUGUGAAGACCUGAGGACUUCAAGACCUCCAUGGAGAACUCUUUGAGUGCCUGUUCACCAAGGAAAAUAUUAAAAUCAGAAACUUACUAUGUGAAGGAGUUGAAGCACAUUGAGUUGACUGUUCAGGCUCAGAAUUUCUAGUGAUUUAACAGGCAUGGCAUCCUGCCUCCACCCGGGAUGGGAUGCAGGUGUCAGUAGCACAGCCCUAAUCAGUUUUGGAUGCACAGUCCAGUGGGGAUGUGCAGUCCUACUUUGAGCUUUCAGGGUAAGUAUUUGCCCAGAGCUAAUUUCAGAGGUUUCUGCCAUUUGCAGAUCAUGCAUUACCAGGAAAUGGACUUCUUCCCCUGAGCUUUAUGCAGCUCUACCAAAUGCAGAGAACUCCUCAUAAGUCCCCAUGGGACUUGCUAGCCAGUCUGAAGGAGCCCAUGGGUCAGUAUUUGUCUGGGAAUCAUACUUGGCUUCUAACUCAGGGCUGCAACUCUGUAAGGUGAGGCAGUGCCUGUCCCUGUGAUGGCUGUCAGGGUGUGUGGCACCAGAGACUGCCUCUGUGUGUUUGCUCUACUGUGGGAUCCUAAGCUUGGGUCAGAAUCCUCGUGGUUUAGCAAGAAGAAAGAAAACCAUGAAGCUUUGGAGGUCUGUGAGAAUGUGGAGAAUGUGCUAAAUACUGGCCUGGUCUGGUGUCUGAGGCAAGUUUUGUUAGAAUGCACAAUGUACCUGCUGAUUCUCUCCCUUCUUUGAGGAAUAGAGGGCACAGGCUUGGAUGGGGCCCCUUGAGAUCUUUCAGUCUUGCUACAUUUUCCUGCAGGUAACCAGCCCAUUGCCAUUCCUCAGUCAAUUCAUUGAGGUGUAUCUUAAGCCUGGUUGGUUUCUUGUUUCCAUGAACCCUUGAAGGAGGCUGACCUCUCACAGAAUGUGGCAUCUCCCAUGGCUAGAAUCUUCAUGGAGAAUUUUUUUACUCCAAUGAGACUUAAAAAAAAAAGUAAUGUUUUUCUUUCUGUAAAUACUGAUGU
Zonotrichia albicollis (white-throated sparrow) is the source of this 2109-nucleotide messenger RNA. Its product is annotated as bone morphogenetic protein 2. Lineage: Eukaryota; Metazoa; Chordata; Aves; Passeriformes; Passerellidae. Gene Ontology annotation, molecular function: cytokine activity; growth factor activity. Gene Ontology annotation, cellular component: extracellular region. The record is from RefSeq and is a predicted model, not a curated record.